This is a messenger RNA of Paramacrobiotus metropolitanus, 1226 nucleotides long. RefSeq lists its product as uncharacterized. The record is from RefSeq and is a predicted model, not a curated record. The coding region runs from base 773 to 1078 and encodes 101 amino acids. Lineage: Eukaryota; Metazoa; Tardigrada; Eutardigrada; Parachela; Macrobiotidae. The transcript has 2 exons.
AUUUUUGGCAAAACUUAUCAAAGCAAAACAAUAAAAAUCUUUCGCUUGCCAAAUGCAAAUUCAAAUAAUAUUAUAUAGAAAAAUUUGGCUGGCCAAUGUUUUGACUGAUUUCGUUGGCUGUGCGUACUGUUAAUAAUCGCUUACUUCUCUUGGAAGAAAGCAAUCAGAUGUUUCCCAUCUUUGUUGCUAUUCUCAGCGUCCUGCCAUAAAUCGUUCCGAUUCUCUCUUGCCUCUGACAAAACUCUUCAGAACAAAGACAUCUCUUUGUUUUGGUUUCUAUCAGCCAAUCACCGCACAUGCACCUGUUCCAUCGUCCGAACAAAGACGUCUCCUCCGCACCACGGGGAACACCGUCUCUUCCCUCCUGAUGAUUUCCUUGCUCUCUUUCUUGAACGAGAAUUAUGCUGGCGCCGGUGCCCUCUGAUUCUUAAUGGCUUAACUACAUCGUCAGGAAAGUGACAGGCACAAAGGAACAAAGGCAUCGGUCUCUAGUUCUGUAUAACAGGAAAUUACCGUCAGAAUUCUCAGCAGACAAAGAAGAGAAGGUGCAGCAUGGUAAGUACAUCAGCCGAUUCUCAUGACGCCCGAAGCUGGCUGGUUUAUAUAAGCUGCUUCCCGGAACGAUCAACUUCGUUAGUCGCCAUUUCCACUUCCAUGAGCGGUUUCGAACUUUCUUCGUCACUUUUCUAAAAACAGUUUAGCCGUACAUCAACAGAAGUAAAGCAUUCGUUUUCUUUGUUUGAAACAUUUUGCCAUCAUAACAACUUUUACUAUGGCCAGACUGUGGAUCCUCCUUGCCGUUGCCGUGCUGUUCGUUGCCCUAAGCGAGACGGAAGCGGUGUGUUCCGCCCAUAAGAAAUGCGGCUGCUAUCACGGCUGGUGCUGGGCAUAUGCCGACUGGGAGCACAUGAAGAGCGGUGACCCUUGGUGCUUCACCCAGCGCCUGGGAGUUACCAAUGGAAAGCAGUCCUUUGCCUCCUGUCUUGCCGAUGACGACUGCCAGAUCGAAAUGACGUGCGGAGAAAAGGCCACCCACACUGGAGAUGACGGUGGCCGUCCCGGGUUUGCCCCGUUUUAAGUUGGCUAAUGUUGCGCAAACUGUAAAUAAAUGCAUAUCGCGCCUAAUUAUGCCUUGGUUUUGCACUUUUGCCAUUACCGUGACCUUUUACUAAUGCUUGACCUUGAUUUGCGUCAUUUAUCCGUAUGUUGUGGUGAAGGGAUAAAAG